Hippocampus zosterae (dwarf seahorse) is the source of this 741-nucleotide messenger RNA. It is a transcript of the gene ndufaf2, whose product is annotated as NADH:ubiquinone oxidoreductase complex assembly factor 2. Bases 108 to 602 code for a protein of 164 amino acids. The record is from RefSeq and is a predicted model, not a curated record. The transcript has 4 exons. Gene Ontology annotation, cellular component: membrane. NCBI's taxonomy places the organism in Eukaryota, Metazoa, Chordata, Actinopteri, Syngnathiformes, Syngnathidae. Gene Ontology annotation, biological process: mitochondrial respiratory chain complex I assembly.
UUAUUUCCCCGCCUACCGGAAGCGUUGCAUAAACCACACAAGUCAAGUGCAAACAGAUAGAUAAGUGUUCGCAGAAGACAAUAAAUCGUUUUCUUUUUCUUACAAAUAUGAAUAAAAUGAUCGGCGCUUUGCGGAGGACGUUCGGCGUGGUGCGAGAGCAUGUCGGUACGGACCAUCUGGGCAAUAAAUAUUACAUUGUCCCCGAACAGAAGACAUGGACAGGGAGACUCGUCCGUGCCAAGAGGCUGGUGGAGGCCUCGAAUCCCUCAGAGCACGAAUAUAUGGAAGGCAACAUCCCCAUCGAGUGGGAUGCUUGGAUCCGAGGCAGACGGAAGGAGCCUCCCUCUGUGGAGGAGCUGACAAAGAACGAGGCCUACAGGCAGCAGAUCAAGCUGAAGGCCACGGAGGUGGAGGAGAAAGACUUGGCCCUGAAAGCGAAGGAAUACGAGCAAGGCCUGUUGGCGACGCCGUCUAGGACAGUGGCCGCGGGCCAUGCGGCCGCCACCAGCUUUGGCAAGCAGGAACUCGGCGAGGAACCCACCAGCACGGCCAACACCUUCCAGCCGGGCUCCUGGCGGCCUAAUCCCAAACAGAAAGCUUAAAGAGACGGCGGCAUGGACUCGGUUCGCUUGGCCGUGUAGCGCAAUCCAGUAGAAAGGCCGGCUGUUUUCUUACAGCUCUUGUCGUGGAUCUCUUUGAUUAUGUUGCGAAUGAAGUGGCGGGUGAGUCUGUUUAAUAUUG